AGACCCAAUUCCACCUCUCUUGUUACCUUUCCAAUCGAUAGUCUUCCGACAACUAGAAUGAGCGGCCGCCGCCGUCGCCCGCUGGGAAUUGAUCCGGCCGAGGCCGAGGUCGAGCAGUUACUCCGCGCUGCGGAGGACGAUCUCCUUCUGAAGCUCAGCGUUGGAACUCACUCCUCUCGCUCAUCGCCCUUGGAUCCAAACCUCGCUCGCCGCUUCGAGGACCUGAAGUCGCCCCCUCCGCCUCCAUCCUCGGCGGUACAGCCUCGUCCUUUGGAUCCUCUCAUAACCGUGACGAAGGGAGGAGCUUCGUCGGCAUCGGACGAUCGGCAGUGGGGGGAGGUCCUGGGGGAUGACCUCGCGAUGAGAUUCGCGGCGCUUAAGGGCUCCUCCAGCUCAGGUGCCGGGAGAUCGGAUCCGGGUAUCAAGAAUUCAGGUCUGGAGAUGCCGCAAAGGAAACUUCCCUUCGAAGAGGAGGAGGAGAAGGAGGAGGAGGAGGAGGAAGAGGAAGAGGAGGGUGGAGUUUCGAAGAAAGAGGUAGACAAAUUGCUGCAGUGGGUGAUGGACUCGGCUCGGCUCGAUCCUUCAAAGAGCGAUGAUGAGGAUGACAGCAGUGACGAUGAGGAGGAUUUGGACUUGAAGAGGAAGAUCGGUAAAGACGAGAAGGUGAAGCUCAAGAAGAGAAGAUUGAUUGAUGAUGCCGUACAUUUUGGGCAACCAAUGCAUAUACUUUGGCUUGGAUGCCUUGGCACCAUUUAUUUCCUGUGAAGAGGAGAGGGAGAGCCUAACAAGUAACCUGAUCAAGCCUCAUUUAUUUGCCACUAGUCUUGUAGUCCUUGUAUCAAUUCUGAUGGCCCGUCGCUUGAGAUUUGGAGGAUGAAGUUCUCAAUUCUUGAAAAAAAUAAUAUUAGCAAAGUGUUUGCUGAUAUACGUCUUGCCAAUUAGACAUUUACAAGUUUCACUUUACGGAAUUAUAUUGCUGCUGGUGGAAGAGGGAUACUUCCUCAGUCAUCAUCAAUAUGCUCUAUCACCUUUUUGACCACUCCACCAAUUUGAUCUUCUCUACCUGUUGUUUUGUUUUGGUUACCAUGUUCUGAAAUAUCUUUGAUUAAACUAUGAUUUGAAUUAUGUAAAACAUUUAUCUCGGUGCCUUAUCAUCAGGCUAUUUUCUUUUUUAGCAUGAUAGUUCCACUGCCAGGUAGCAGUAGGACCAUUUUCUUUUUCAGCAGGACCAU
Zingiber officinale is the source of this 1232-nucleotide messenger RNA. Its product is annotated as histone-lysine N-methyltransferase EHMT2-like. The record is from RefSeq and is a predicted model, not a curated record. Bases 58 to 765 code for a protein of 235 amino acids. The transcript is spliced from 3 exons. Lineage: Eukaryota; Viridiplantae; Streptophyta; Magnoliopsida; Zingiberales; Zingiberaceae.